GACGUUAAUGCUCCAUUUAAUUCAAUACAAUUUAUUUCCGAAGUUUAAUGGAAGCAUACAAUUAUUUUAACUGCAAAUACAUUCCUUAUAGCUAAAUGUCUACGAGUUUACCUUAAUGGUAAUAUAACGCGAAGCUCUUGUAGUACCAUAAACUUCAUCAGAACGUCUGUUCCUACAUCACUUCGCGUGAGAGUACCUGGAAUAUACGUUAGUGAUAUUGCUAUAUGGUAUGCUUUGUUGUUAGAUGAGCAAAUUCUUCAGCUGUAUCGGUCAGGUAUUCACUUAUUUGACGAGUUAGUUUUCUUUUUAUCUUAUCAAUACAGAUCUCUAUUGCAAAUUCCCGCUGUAAACUUCCCUAAUAAUCGAGAGAAAAAUUAAAAAGUUAAAUCGGGUUUUUAAGUAGCUACGUAAGAGAAGACAUACAAAGCAAAAGUUAAACUUGAAUAAAAGUUUCGAAAAUCAAAUCGGGUAAACAACUAUAUACGCCCAGUAAAGUUGAAAAAAAUGUGCAUUUCUUACCGGAAUGUUCAAAGUUAUGAAUCGACUUUUUCAGCGUUUAUUACGAUUUUUUUUUAAAUUAUUGAACUCAGCUAUAACGUACUAAGAGUUUCUUUCACGAAAGAAUUGACUUAGAUUGGUUUUCGUAGAUUCCUAAUACAAAAUGAUUUGGCCUAACAUUGUCCUAAAAACAAAAGUUUUAACUGUAAAGACUGCUUAAUCUCGUGUUAUUACAGGGAGGCGUGUAUUCUGUAUUGUACGGAUAUAAUAACAUGUCGCUAUUAUAGACAAUACUGCUCCCGAUUGGCGAAAGAAAUUUAACUUUGGUUCAGUGACAGAAUCCUCAUGCGAAGAACUGAGGAGACAACGACCAUACACAUCUUCUGGUUAUUACUGGAUCAGAUUAAAUGGAAAAAUGAUAAGUGUCUACUGCGACAUGGUAACUGAUGGAGGUGGAUGGACACAAAUAACUCAUUGGCUCGCAUCAAAAAAAAUUUAUCACGUUGCAAAUAUCUAUGAAAUGAACCUAACCUCCUCCAAAAACAGCGCAUAUACUUCUGGUCACUUCCGUCACUUAAAAACAAUUCUUGAUUUUAAACAAUUUCGAAUACGCUGCACCAAACCAGCAUAUCAUAACAGAAUUGUUGACAUAGCAACCACAACGUCAUCUGUCAUCGAUUACUUUACCUUGGCGACAAACGAAAGACCAUACGCAUGCGGUGGAUUCUAUCCAUUGGAAGAAGAUAACUCGAUCUUGUCUGAGAGAUGUCAAGAAUGGCUAGAUGGAAAGUUCUCAGAUCCCCUAAAAGUUUCUUCUGGUCGAUUUUUUCGUCAUUUGAUGCAUAUACCGAACGUAGCAACUGUAGAUUUACCCGAAGCAAGAUGUGAUGAUCUUCAGGGUAGUGAUAUUAUUUUUCAAAUACGUCAAACAGGCUACUUUCAAAAGGUGCUUAAAGUCACAAUGGUUUUGAGAAAAUAG
Hydractinia symbiolongicarpus is the source of this 1477-nucleotide messenger RNA. RefSeq lists its product as uncharacterized. The transcript is spliced from 3 exons. Bases 914 to 1477 code for a protein of 187 amino acids. Lineage: Eukaryota; Metazoa; Cnidaria; Hydrozoa; Anthoathecata; Hydractiniidae. The record is from RefSeq and is a predicted model, not a curated record.